Messenger RNA from Eucalyptus grandis, 1846 nucleotides. Its product is annotated as cyclin-SDS-like. Bases 1 to 1770 code for a protein of 589 amino acids. NCBI's taxonomy places the organism in Eukaryota, Viridiplantae, Streptophyta, Magnoliopsida, Myrtales, Myrtaceae. The record is from RefSeq and is a predicted model, not a curated record. Gene Ontology annotation, cellular component: cyclin-dependent protein kinase holoenzyme complex; cytoplasm; nucleus. Gene Ontology annotation, molecular function: cyclin-dependent protein serine/threonine kinase regulator activity. The transcript has 7 exons. Gene Ontology annotation, biological process: mitotic cell cycle phase transition; regulation of cyclin-dependent protein serine/threonine kinase activity.
AUGAUGCAGCCGCCGCCGCCGCCGCCGCACUUGCGGACACACAGGAUGCUCCGGUCGAAGCUUCCUCAGAGGAGGCGGUCUCAGUUCUCCCCUCUCCCUUGCUUCUCGCGCAACUCCGCCGUCUCCGCUUCCGUCGAUUCCAGCUACUUGGACGGCGAGGUCUCCGUCGGGACGGCGGACGCGAAGAAGGAGAAGAAGAGCGCGAGCGCGAGCACUCGGAAGAGGCGAUCCGAUGCUGUCGGAGGCGGCGAUUGCGAGUUUAGGAGAGCGACGAGGUCGUCGUGCAAGCGACGACGGGAGGAGGAGGAGGAGGACGAAGGCGGAGUUGCCGAAGCUGUUGCGGAGGUCUCGGUGUCGGAGUCGUGUUCCGGUUCGUCUUUCGAGGUUGAUUCCAAAGAGGAGAGCUCCGAGUUGAAAGACACCGGAACCUACCAUGGUUUGAAGGAGUUCAGAGGAAAUGCGGCUUCGGAGUCGAUCGCGCGAUCGGAGAUCUCCUGCGUCCACCAGCAUUCGCCGGCGAAGUCCAGUGAGCUCUCCAGCGGAUUGUCGAGGAACAGAAAUGCUGAAAAUGAGGUCGUCUCUCUCCCGUCUUUUGUUGACUCGUGCUCCAAGGCAACUAGCGGUUUCCGAAUUUCCGAAUUGGAGGACGAGACGCUUGAAGUCGAGUGCCAUGAGAACAGAGCAUCGUCGGAGAUUUUCUCUGAAACAACAAAAGGUCACGUCACCGGUUGUUUACUCGCUUCAAAGUCGGAAUCGACUGUCGAUCAAAAGCCAGGCUCCAUCAAUUACGACACCGACCUCGCCUGCACAGAGCAAAUCGCGUACGACGACAUCUCGGACCACUCUUCCGAUCUCGAUUCAUUCUCCGAGCUACAAAAGGAGCUAUUCGAGGAAAACUCGGACGAAUACUCCUCCGAGUACAUUCUGUCGAUUUCCUCUGAAUCUGGAUUUGAGUUCUCCGAGAAAUCAGAUGAAGAUUCGAAUCCUUCCCCAACCUUCUCUUUUCUCCUCCAGUACAGGGAGCAAUAUUUGAGAUCAAGUACCCGUGCAGACAACCACAAAGCUCGGAGUCUCAGUUCUGAAGAGGAUGCGGAGAGCUAUCAGCUGUUGAGAAACAGAGAGAGGAGAGAAGUCUUCUUGCGGAACUACGUUGAGGAGUACGGUGAGCCCGUGCUCAAGGAAAGGACGCGCAUGGUUCACUGGAUUAUUGAGCAUUCUAGUGCGAGAGAGCUCCACAACGAGACUUUGUUUCUAGGGGUGAGCCUCUUCGACAGAUUCCUUAGUAAAGGAUACUUCAAACAGCGAAGGAACUUCCAAAUUGCUGGAAUAGCCUGUCUCACCCUAGCGACCAGAAUUGAGGAGAAUCAACCUUACAACUGCGUAAGACAAAAGAACUUCCGUGUGGGGAGAGACACCUACAGCAGAUGCGAAGUGGUGGCAAUGGAGUGGUUGGUACAAGAGGUUCUCAACUUUCAGUGUACAUUGCCUACCAUACACAACUUCUUAUGGUUCUACUCAAGAGCUGCAAGAGCUGAUGCUAGAGUGAUUAAGAGGACCAUAAACCUGGCAGCUUUAGCUCUGCUAGACCAUGAGCAGCUGUCCUACUGGCCUUCCACAGUUGCAGCUGCGCUUGUCAUCCUAGCAUCAGUGGAAGACGCAUCCUGCAAGCGAGUCAUGCAGACUCAUCCCAGAACAGAAGAUGAUGAUAUAGUGAGAUGCAUGGAGAGCUUGCAGUGGGUAGCAAACUACAUUGCGGAAUUAGCGGAUUGACAACGCAGUAAAUCAGCCUUACGUUCAAUUAAACUCUACUUUCCAUUAUAUCCAUACAAAUCGAUUGAUAAAAUAG